UAAGAUGCACAGUGAGCUUGUCUAAUGCCUAACAUGUACCAGGACCAUGUAUAAUGUCAAAGAUGCACAAAGAGCAUGUUUAAUGUCUAACAUGCACCACUACCAUGUCCUAUGUCUAAGAUGCCGAACGAGCCUGUCUAAUUUCUAAGAUGUACCACUACCAUGUCUAAGCCUAAAAUGUAGUACGGGUUUGUCUAACAUCUAGUUAAACUAACUUGACUGAGUGGGGCAAAAUAUGGAGCUAUGAUUGUUCCUUGCUCGUAUAGCCGUCUUUUUACAGUUCUACGAGUGUUCCUAGUUGGUUUUACCUUGUCUUUACGGGCUAAUUAUGGAGCGAUGAGAAUAGCAGACUUGUUUAAAAGACCGUCUGCGGGGCUUAUGAUGGAGCUAUGAGCGUUUGUGGAUUGUUAAACAGUAUCUCUGUUCAACUCAUUAUACUGAUAACAUUUAGAAUAAAGAGCGUUUAAGAUUGGUUCAUAGAGCUUUCAGUGUUUUGACUCGAUUUUUUCUUCUCUCAUUGAGCCUAUUUUGGAGCUAUGAGCAUUCCAGGCUACCUUAGCCGUCUUCUAUCGUCCCCUUUAUUGACAUAUGCGUGGUUUAAUCAUGUCUUUGUAGGGCUCAUUACGGGUCAAUAAAUGGUCCAGGAUUUUUAACUGUCUCUCACAGGGACCCAUUAUUCUGUCGGGCCCAUUAUGGAGCUAUUGGCGUCCCUGGCUUGUUUACCUCUGUCUUCUGGGUCCAUUAUUGAUGUAUGAGUAUUCCUGGCUUGUUUAACUGUCUUCUGGUGAGUCUCUCGUGGAGCUACGAGUAUUCUGGUCUUGUUGAAUGCUCAAGGCUGGUAUGCCGUAACCGUCUCCUGUUUCCCACUAUGGAGCUAAGAUUUUUACAGGCUGGUUUAACCCUCAGUUUAUUGAUCCAUAAUGGGGUUAUGAUCGUGCAUGCUGAUCUAUCCGUCUCAGGUUGAGCACAUGAUGGAGAUAUGAGCGUUCCUGGCUGGUUUGACUGACUAUCUAUGGGCCCAUUAAAGAGCAAUAAGUGUUUCUGGCUGGUCUAACCGUCACCUAUGGAAAUACGAGCGUUCUGGUUGGUGUUGCCUAGAUGACCUUUCUCCUCUGGGACCCUUAAUAAGCUAUUAGUUUUCUUGGCACUCAUGCAGCUACCAUAAUAUUUCAUAUUAUUAUUCCAUUUCGUUUCAAUCAAAUCCUAACACCUAAUGAUGUAAAUACAUCGUAUUAAAAGGUCACAUACGUUCAAAUGAUUCUUAUAAAACAUUGUGUCCAAUAAAACAGCGUUUUGCACAACGUAUGGAAGACCUUGAACUGUAUUUGAAAUGUUGAUGUAUGUUUUCCAACUCUGGAAUAAAUCCGGCCCAUUUCAAUUUAAGAUGGAUACCAAAAAUUAAACGUACACUAGACGCUUAUAAAGCUAAAGUACAGUACCCAAAUAAAUGUGGUAUGGUGUCAACUAAACAUGGUGUCUUAUGCAAGGUCAUCAGAUUAAGUCAGCGGCCAGCAUGGAUGUUUCGGGUUUGAGAAACCUUUAUCAUAUGCGAUACACUUGAAAUGUGAACGUGGAAUAUUGAUAUGCAUGCUGGGACAACUUGGAUCGCUGUGCUAUAAAAACAAAUUCAGGUUACAACCUGGACACGUGACAUUGACAACAGCAACAUCACACAGUAAUAGCUAAGCACAGAUUAUUGCUAUUGGAUGCACAGGAGCCCACUAAGCUUCGCGCAGGAUAAUCCGGAAGGUCAGCAUUGAACGCGGGAGUGCACAGCAGGUAUAGACCGGACAUUAUAAGACUACUACCAUGACUGUUGAAGAUCUUGAGACAGGUCUGAGAGAGCAAUGUGCAUACUGCAAAGCAAGGUGCAACAGUGCCCUGAGCCCGAAUCGUGCCGUCACCAUCUGCACAUGCAUUGUGACGCUUGUAGCGGUGGCGGUGGUGGGUGCUCUCCUCCUCCGAACGGGCUCUGAUAUCCGGCAGUGUACAACACUGAUAAACAGAAUGCAACACGAUUUACGAAAGGCGCAAUUCAAAAUAAGAAGUCUUGAGACUGGCUUAAAAAAUGUUCAGAUUAAAAGUACUUUAAACGAUCUCAAACAUAAAAUAGUAUCAGAAAGUGACCGUAGUUACAUGUUACUCAAUGAGCUGAUCGUUGCAAUAAACGACGAUGGUGAAAGUGAAAGUGCGGAAGCAAGCGAUAAAGAAUACGAUAAUCUUGCAGUGCCGUCUAGUAUAUCCGUGAAGAGUCCAAAGAAUAACGACUCGUCGGGUCGUAUGAGAGAACCUUUCUUUGCUGAAAAGACUGGGUACGACGAUUCAAAAGAUUUCCUGAAGCGCUUAUUAUUACGCCAAAAGCGAUCUGAUGCAGUGUCCAGUGCAAGAAACCCACAGGCGAAACGACCAAAGGUAACCAAAACCCAGGGUGACAAGGGAAAGAAGAAAGGAAAAAACAAGAAACAGAUGCGGCUGCCAGCUAUACAGUUAGUGGGUGGGGGUCCAGUCAGCCCCAGACAAGACAAAACAGAUCUGAACGGGCUCUGGCUUCCGGACUGGGUGAACCCAGACUUGGCGAGCUCAGGCGUUUUCAAGAAACCCUAUCAGGCCAACUUCGAUGGGGGGAUUCAUAUCGCCAAGAGUGGAGUCUACCUCAUGUAUGCCCAGAUUACGCUCACUCACCAGAACAAGAUAGGUUAUCAUGUGUUGAGAGGCACCCAGGACCAGCGGGAAAUCCUCACCACGUGCACGCACAUCACCAGCUAUAUCCGGCCCAGCAGUGAGACCACCGACGACAGGCCGGAUCCUGCGUCAUGCACCACCAUCAAAAUAGUCAAGCUUUACGAGAAUGAUAAAGUUUUUAUUGAAGAGAUCCCAUCAAAUACUGCAGCCAAUUAUUCCAAGACAACUAGCUUCUUUGGAUUAAUAAAAAUUGACGACAUCCAAUGAACUAAAUAAAAGAAACACCAUUUUAUUCCUGGGUACACCUGAGCACAAUGGUUUUGCGGGACACAAUUCUGUUAGUUUAUUGACGUCUAUUCUUUCAAAUGGCAUUCAUACAACAUGACUAUAGAGGCUUGGAAAGUUGGAAACGUUGCUUUGGUUGCAAGUUUUGAUUUGUUGUAUGUGAAACAUGUUCAUCCACGUAUGCGUUCAGUGUUUGCUAGCUUCGUGUUUGCAAUCGUGAUACAUCGACUGUCUUCGCAAUCCUCGAAAUUACGCAAUAAAUCGUUUGCUGAUUCAGAGUGCCGUGUUUGAUGAAUUCGGUUUGUCGUUAUACGCUGUAUCGUCUGGACUAGCUGUACAGUGACCACUUGUAGACGACAGUUUGAAGACAGGCAAAACUGUAGUAGAGGGCGGAAUCUGUUAAACGCGUGUCCAUUUUCAGUACAAUUGGAAGGUGUGUUUUGUUAUUUUUUAAGCAUAUGCUAACCCAUGUAUACAUAAAGUAGUACGUUUUUCAUUAUUAUUUUAUCAAUGUCUCUCUCUUGGUCUUUGGAGAAAUAUAGGUGUUACAGGUAUAAUAUUUAGGCUAUUAGCAACAUUUUUAAAUUGGUGAUUAUGUUUGCCAUUCUGCAUAAUAAUAUUAUUUAUAUACGCUUAUGUGUGUAUAAGUUGUUUGAGAUGAGUAUCGAUCGCAUUUAAAGGGGCCUUUUUAAGUUUUGGUAAAGUAACACAAUUAAAAAAUAUAUUUUUCAGAUUAUCACAUUUUCCGUGCAGAUAUGAUAUUUGUGAGGAAACAGUUAUACUGAACAUUUACCGUGCUCUAAAAUAUCCAUUUUAUUUUUUUUUAAUAAUUAUAUUUAUCAAUAUAAAUCAUUUAAUGUAAAACUUCAGUACAUGCCAAAAUCUGUAAAAAGGUCCCUUUAACAAACUUAAAAGACAAGCUAGGGGAUGUUAUCUUUGGUAUGUAAAGCUGUUGUUAACUUUUGAUCUCAUGUUGCGUAGGGUUUUAUUAAUACAUUAAUGUACAUAUAUGCCGGUUUAUUAUUUCUUAUCAUUAUGUUCAUUGAAAUCUAAGCAUUCACAUGCUCGACCAUAUAUAAGCUGCAGUAGUUUUGAAAAUGCGUAAUCUUUGGUAUUUACCUUUCAUGUGCAUGUGUAUUACUAUGUCUGUGUCAUUGUUUGCCAAUAUUGACAAUGUGCAAUAUUAAAAGAUUUUGUUUUGUA
Molecule: messenger RNA, 4170 nt
Organism: Dreissena polymorpha
Lineage: Eukaryota; Metazoa; Mollusca; Bivalvia; Myida; Dreissenidae
Exons: 6
Coding region: 1810-2949 (379 amino acids)
Biological process (GO): immune response
Cellular component (GO): membrane
Molecular function (GO): tumor necrosis factor receptor binding
Source: RefSeq, a predicted model, not a curated record